Camelina sativa (false flax) is the source of this 2355-nucleotide messenger RNA. The record is from RefSeq and is a predicted model, not a curated record. Lineage: Eukaryota; Viridiplantae; Streptophyta; Magnoliopsida; Brassicales; Brassicaceae.
AUGAGUGAGUUUCCGAAUCAAGAGGUUGUUUCCGAUGGGUAUAUGAUUAUUUCAUAUGGGCCCUCGAAUUCGAAGAUAAAAUCAUGGGUGAAUAAAAGUGAUUGUUGUUCUUGGGAUGGUAUCACGUGUGCUGCUAAGUCGGGUAAAGUGAUCGGACUAGACCUUAGUUCCAGCUUCCUCUAUGGCCCGCUUAAAUCCAAGAGCAGUCUUUUUAGACUGCGUGAUCUCCGUCAUCUGAAUCUUGCUAACAACAAUUUCAACAGUUCGCAAAUACCAGCUGAUUUUGACAAACUCAUGGAACUAGAAAGACUAAACCUAUCUAGCUCUGCACUUUCAGGGAAAAUUCCAAUCAACCUUCUUCAGCUAACCAAGUUGGUGAACUCCCAUCUUCAAUUGACAAUCUUAAACCAGUUGACUACUUUUACUGUUGCGCAUAACAAGCUCAGUGGAAACUUGCCAGCUUCGAUACUCAAUUUUACCCAACUACGUAGACUCUCUCUCUCUUCAAAUCAGUUCACAGGCUUCCUUCCACCAAUCAUCACCCAAUUCUCCAAAUUAGAGUCUUUUCGUGCUUCUGGUAAUCCUUUUACGGGAGCCGUUCUUUCAUCCCUAGUCCAGAUUCCCUCAUUGACUCAUAUUUAUUUGAGUUAUAACGUAUUCAACGACUUUACUGGGAUUGAGAAUAUCUCUCUGUUGCCUAAUUUAGAAGACUUUUCUCUUGGAAGUAAACAUUACAACAAAGUCGUUGGUCCAGGAGUUGACCUUAAUGUAUUCUCGCCUCUCAAGCAGCUAACCUUAUUACAUCUCUCGGGCAUCCCUCUCACAAUAGCAAAUAUCACUAAUGAUUCGGAUUUUCCAUCAAAUUUGGGUACUUUGACAUUGCGAGGCUGCAACAUCACUGAGUUCCCUGAGUUCAUAAGAUACGAAAGAAAUCUACAACAACUAGAUCUUUCCAACAACAAAAUCAAAGGUCAAGUACCAGCCUGGUUGUGGAGACUACCAAAGUUGUACUCUGUAAAUCUCUCUAACAACUCUCUCAGCGGUUUCAAUAGAUCCUUAAAAGUUUCUCCGAGUCGAAUCAGUUUUGUUGAUCUAAGCUCAAAUGCUUUCCAAGGACCACUCUUCAUCCCACCCUGGAAGCAUCUCGACUAUUUUUCGGGUUCUAAGAAUAACUUCACCGGGAAGAUACCUCUCUCAAUAUGUGGACUAAGCUCUCUAGAAGUCCUAGAUCUAUCAAACAACAACCUCAACGGCUCAAUUCCUUGGUGCUUAGAGACUCUGGUGAUGAGUUCUCUUUCAGAUCUAAAUCUCCGUAACAACAUACUCAGCGGCAUUCUUCCUGAAAUAUUUCAUAACGCCAAGAACUUAAUCUCACUUGAUGUCAGUCACAACCGAUUAGAGGGAAAUGUGCCAGCUUCUCUUGGUGGUUGCUCUGCCUUGGAAGUUUUGAACGUGGGAAGCAACACAUUCAACGACAUGUUUCCCUUCCACUUGAAUUCUCUGCAGAAACUUCAAGUUCUUGUCAUCCGCUCUAACAAGUUUCAUGGCACAUUACAUAAUGCUGAUGGGGUUUGGUUUGGAUUUCCUCAGUUGAAAAUCAUUGAUGUUUCACAUAAUGAUUUCUUCGGUACAUUGCCAUCUCAUUACUUUUUGAACUGGACUGCCAUGUCUUCCAAGAGUGAUGAUAAUAUAGGACCAGAGUACAUUCAGAGUCCUUCAGGAUAUUACUACUUGUCACUUGUGUUGAUGAGUAAAGGAGUGUCGAUGGAGAUGGAACGUAUUCUUACAAUCUACACAGCCAUCGAUUUUUCAGGAAAUCAACUCCAUGGACCAAUUCCUGAUUCCAUUGGUCUGUUGAAGGAGCUUCGCAUUCUAAACAUGUCAAGCAAUGCUUUCACGGGCCACAUCCCAUAUACUAUGGCAAACUUGACGAAUCUGGAGUCACUAGACCUCUCCCAAAACAAGAUUUCUGGUGAGAUUCCUCCUGAGCUUGGAACCCUCUCUUCUCUCGAAGUGAUAAACGUUUCACAUAACCAGCUUGUAGGUUCCAUACCACAAGGCACACAGUUUCAACGGCAAAAAUGCUCCUCCUAUGAAGGAAACCCUGGACUUAAUCGUCCUUCCCUUAAGGAUGUUUGUGGAGAUAUCAAAGUGCUAGCACCACCACAACCCGAACUGGUGGAGACAAAAGAAGAAGAAGAAGAAUCAUUCAGUUGGGUAGCAGCAGGUUUAGGCUUUGCACCUGGACUUGUAUUUGGAUUAGUGAUGGGAUACAUAGUGGCUUCGUACAAGCAUGAGUGGUUCAUGAAGUUUUUUUUCCGAAGCAAGCAACGACGGACCACCAGAAAUCAUUAA